Dermacentor albipictus is the source of this 1754-nucleotide messenger RNA. RefSeq names its product cuticle protein 10.9-like. Gene Ontology annotation, cellular component: chitin-based extracellular matrix. The record is from RefSeq and is a predicted model, not a curated record. NCBI's taxonomy places the organism in Eukaryota, Metazoa, Arthropoda, Arachnida, Ixodida, Ixodidae. Gene Ontology annotation, molecular function: structural constituent of chitin-based larval cuticle.
GGGCCAUGUGCCCGUGAGUAUAAGAAGGCCCCGCCGCCGGCAACAUGUCGUCAGUCGCAGCCACAGCUCGCUAUCCGCUCCUCACCGUCAGCCACAGGGCUUACUAAUCUCCUUCCGCAGGAAUAAUGAUCGCUCAGGUGACCUUCGCCCUCCUGGUGGGAUACGCUUCAUGUCUGGCUACACACUACGGUGUCGGCGCAGGCCACUACGGCGGUGGUGCGUACGGCUACGGUGGAGGCCUUAUAGCUGCUCCUGCUGUAGUCAAAGCCAUUGUUGCUGAACCCGCCUACCCCCCGCAGCCAUACGAGUUCGGCUAUGACACCGUGGACGAGUUCGGCACGAGGCUCACUCGUCAGGAGAGCAGUGACUCGGCCAACCAAAAGAAGGGUUCGUAUGGCUACACCGACGCCAACGGCAUCUACCGCCAAGUGAACUACGUGGCCGAUGCCGGCGGCUUCCGUGCCACCAUCUCGACUAACGAACCCGGCACUGCUCCCGGUGAAACCGGCGGGGCUGUGUACGAUGCCAAACCCGUCGCCGUAGUCGACAAGCACCACGUCAAGGCGGCCGCCGCCAUCCUGGCUCCCACCUACGCCGUUCAUCCGGGAUACUUUGGCAAAUACUGAGCUCCGAAAACGCACCGAGCAACGCGUGACGCACGUGGGAAUCAGCUAUCCCAUUUGUCUAUGACAGAGUUGGUCUUAGCUGCGCAUUUUUCCCGUGGGUGCGAUGGGCUGAACGAUUUGUUUCUAUAUGGCGGACUUGAUCGGUGAACAGGAGAAACGUACGUGGUUCGCGGAGGCGUCGCGAAGCAGACAUAUGUGAUAGCUGUGGUCUGGCCAACUGUGAAGUGCUCCUACUGUCUGCCAAGAUGCAAAAAGGAUACUGUUUCAUAGGCUGGCGGGAAACAGCGCUAGAAUUUGCUCCGUAGCAUACGUCACCCAUAGGAGUGGCAUGCAGCUCCCUCGUCUGCAGUUGAUUUGGGACAUUCCGAACACAAAAAAGCAAAAAAAAAGAAACGAAAGCAGAAAAGGAUACUGUUAUGCAGUUGGGACUUUCAAGGAGUUCAAAACAUAGCGUUACACCUCCUGGAGAUAGCGAUAAGAUCGACAGCGACCCGUGCGUCACCGUGGCUUCAGGACUUCAGAAACGGCCUCGGCAUAAAUUUUUCAGUUCCUAGGGGAACAGAGACAUGGGUCGGCGAGCUUCGGCGGUGAGGGGCGAACGCUUGCCUAUAGCCUCUCCCAAGAAGCAGAAUUCCUUUCUCAAUGGUCUCCGUCACCAUUCACUGCAACGUAUUUAAUGUGGCUAUUGUUCUUGCACGGUUUCCGCUGUCUGUAUUGCUUCAAACUUCUUGCGCUCAGUGCUCUCUUCUGUCCUUCCACUGCCCUGCAGGACCCGCAAUGCUUAAGCGACAUGUCAUCGUGUGAAUUUUUGUGAUUGUGCGCUUUUCUUGUGCGAUCGAGCGAAGGGGGAAAUGCUGCGCUUUGUUCGUGUGAUUGUGUUUGUGAUGGUAGUGCGUCGAGGAUGCCAGACUCGUUGAGCAAUGUGAUUCGGGCAAAAAGAAGCCCGAUCGCUCCGUUCAUUUUGAGUCGUCGGGGUUUCUCAUUUGGCUUUCGAGCGGUGUCUCUUAGAAAUGCGUGUGGAUAAGCUAUAUGUUGUCUUUUGUGUUUUGUCUGCUUGUUAUAUGUACUGUGCUGUCUGUCGCCUAUUUAUUGAGAACGCAAUAAACAUCAAAGUAUUAUUUAAGCAUA